AUGGACGAGGACUUCUCCUCCCAGAUGAAGAAGAUGGCCUUGGCCAUGGGCACGUCCCUGUCAGACAAGGACUUAGAGUUGCUGCCCACGGACAUGAGGCAUCACGGUUCCUUCAACUACCUCAAGUUCUUGGAGUACAUGCAGAAGUUCCAGGCCUCGGGGCAGCUGGAGAGCGCCAUCCGCCAGGCCUUCCAGACUCUGGACAAGGACAAGAGUGGCUUCAUCGAGUGGAAUGAGAUCAAGUACAUCCUGUCCAUCGCCCCCAGCAGCACGCCCACCGCCCCGCUGACGGACGAGGAGGCAGAGGCCGUGAUCCAGGUGGCAGACACGGACGGGGACGGCAGGAUCGACUUCGAAGAAUUUUCUGACUUGAUCAAAAAGGAGAAAGUUCCAAAGAAGUAGUGCCACACCCAGCCCUGGGCCAGAGGAAGCUACCCCACGGGGCAUCGCGGGGUGUUUGUGUGUCCGAUCAAGGAGGCCAUGGGGGUGGAC
Messenger RNA from Panthera uncia (snow leopard), 492 nucleotides. It is a transcript of the gene PVALEF, whose product is annotated as parvalbumin like EF-hand containing. NCBI's taxonomy places the organism in Eukaryota, Metazoa, Chordata, Mammalia, Carnivora, Felidae. The transcript is spliced from 4 exons. The record is from RefSeq and is a predicted model, not a curated record. Gene Ontology annotation, cellular component: nucleus; cytoplasm. Bases 1 to 402 code for a protein of 133 amino acids. Gene Ontology annotation, molecular function: calcium ion binding.